GUAGUCAGGCUGUGAACUGAAGUGACAGACGGUCGAACAAACAAGAAAAAAUGGCGAAUCUUCUACCUCGUUCCCUUGGUCUUGCUGAAAUUUUACUGAAACAUGGGACUAAGCUACGGGCAGCCACAUGCGCAUCCAGCCAUCCCAGUUCACAGCAAAAACGACACUUGAAUGUACAUGAGUAUGUCAGUUAUACUCUACUCAGUGAAAAUGGAAUUCCUGUGCCAAAAUUCAAUGUGGCCAAGACCAAGGACGAGAUUGUGAAGUUCGCGCAAGAUCUCAAUUCAAAAGAUAUAGUGCUCAAAGCUCAGGUAUUAGCUGGUGGCAGAGGAAGAGGUGCCUUUAAGAAUGGCUUAAAAGGAGGAGUAAGAAUGGUGCCCACGCCUGAGCAGGCAGGUGAGAUUGGAGGCAAGAUGCUUAAGCAGCUGUUGGUGACGAAGCAGACGGGUCCAGCCGGCCGCAUCUGUAACAUGGUGAUGGUGACAGAGAGGAAGUUCCCUCGUAGGGAGUUCUACAUCGCCGUUAUGAUGGAGAGAAGUUUCAAUGGCCCUGUCAUCAUCGCAUCUUCUCAAGGUGGAGUGAACAUCGAAGAUGUAGCAGCGGAGAACCCCGACGCUAUCACGUACGAACCCAUCGACAUUGUUCAGGGGAUCACUGACGAACAAAUCAGCAGAGUCGUCAAAAAGAUUGGCUUAGAAGAGAAUGCCGCCGAGGCGUCUGACGUGAUAAAGAAAAUGUAUGACUUGUUUUGUAAGAGUGACGCGCUUCUGAUCGAGGUCAACCCUUACGCUGAGGAUGCCAUCAACGGGAAAUUCUUCUGCUUGGACGCCAAGUUCAGGUUUGAUGACAACGCGGAUUUCAGACAAAAGAAAAUAUUUGGCUACAGAGAUACUACACAAGAGGAUCCCAAAGAAAUCGAAGCUGCUAAAUACAAUUUGAACUACAUUGCUCUUGAUGGUAAUAUUGGGUGCAUGGUGAACGGCGCGGGGCUGGCUAUGGCCACCAUGGACAUCAUCAAACUGUAUGGCGGCGACCCGGCCAACUUUCUCGACGUCGGCGGCGGCGCCACUGCGCAGGCUGUCUCGGAAGCUUUCAAGAUCAUCUUAUCCGAUCCAAAAGUGAGCGCAAUCUUAGUGAACAUCUUCGGAGGUAUAAUGCGCUGUGACGUGAUUGCGGAAGGUAUCAUCAACGCCGCCAAGAACCUGAACAUUCAGAUCCCAGUCAUUGUUCGUCUACAGGGCACGAAGGUGAACGAGGCGCGCAAGCUGGUGGCGGAGUCGGGGCUGCGCAUCGUGCCGCGCGACGACCUGGACGAGGCGGCGCAGCUCGUGGUGCAGCUCUCGGAGAUCGUGGCGCUCGCGCGCAAGGCCGGCGUCGAGGUCAAGUUUGACAUCCCUAAAUACUUCCUCGAAAAGUAAAACAGUAUUACCUACAUCACCGUUAGUGUCCUAGACUAUGGUUUUUCUCGCGAGUUGUAAACUAUCUUCUCUUACCAUAAGGUGGGCUGCAUGCCUGCUUGAUAGUAUAUAAAAAAUAUAUUAGAUCAGACUUCUAAAGUAAAACAUUUAUUAACCACGAAAGUGAUUACCUAAAAGUCUAAAUAUUCCUGAAAAAUCAUGGUAAGAUUGUUUACAUAAUAAGACUUGUAAGAAAAAACUAAGUCCACUGGGAUGACGACGCCGUUGCACCUUCGAAGUAACUCAUUAUUGUAUUCUAGUGUAUAUCUCUUGUCGUAUUUUCGAUGUUCUAGAUUGUAUGCCGAGUAUUGUUUUAUGUAGUUCGUUUUAUUUUUCUAUUUGCAUAUAUUUUUAAAAGUAUUUUUUGACAUCUAUGUGAUAGUUUUCGUUUAUUGAAUAUUCUUUAAGUAUAUGUGCUGUAAUCGGGAAACUAUCUUAGUGUAGCAUCAUAAAAAUAAUGGGUUGUAUAACAACGUUUAUUUAAGUAUAACUUCAUUCAUUCUUAUUUAUUGAAAUUACAUGCAUUGUUAGUAGAGUAUAAGGUAUUGUUGGUUGUUAAGUAGUUAGUUCAAAUCAAUUAUGCGGGCUUUAAUUCAUGCGGAACUAUUUGUUACUAUCGUUAAUCUCCUCUUGCUCUUGUAUAAAAUAAUUAUAAAGCAUUUACAUUUACACACAAUAUGUAUCUAGAGUUCGGAGAUAACGGAGUAUAAAUGGUAUACGCUUUAAUUUGAGAACCGAAAGCCAAUCUAAUUGCACAAGAUGAAUGCUUGUUUGCAAAAUAUUUAAUGAUAUUUCUGUUAGUUCAGGUUACCAUUAAUUUUAUAGUUCAGAUUUUAAACAUUAAUUUGCCCUAGGGCAAUACGAUACGUGUAUCAACGCAAUAAUUUUGUAUUAUAGUACUUUGUGUACUCAUGUUCCUUAGAUAUAUAAACUUUUGCGUUUACAAUUGGAGAAGUAAUUCAAAAAACUCGGUCGGAUAGUUAAAGUACAAUAUUGUUAAUCCAUGUAUUAAUAUGUUAUUUAUUGUCUUUGAAAAAAGGCGGAAUAAAAUCUAAUUAGAUCUG
Molecule: messenger RNA, 2521 nt
Organism: Plodia interpunctella (Indianmeal moth)
Lineage: Eukaryota; Metazoa; Arthropoda; Insecta; Lepidoptera; Pyralidae
Gene: ScsbetaA
Product: Succinyl-coenzyme A synthetase beta subunit, ADP-forming
Exons: 10
Coding region: 51-1418 (455 amino acids)
Biological process (GO): tricarboxylic acid cycle; succinyl-CoA metabolic process
Cellular component (GO): succinate-CoA ligase complex; mitochondrion
Molecular function (GO): succinate-CoA ligase (ADP-forming) activity; ATP binding; metal ion binding
Source: RefSeq, a predicted model, not a curated record